Molecule: messenger RNA, 1559 nt
Organism: Dromiciops gliroides (monito del monte)
Lineage: Eukaryota; Metazoa; Chordata; Mammalia; Microbiotheria; Microbiotheriidae
Gene: SMARCB1
Product: SWI/SNF related, matrix associated, actin dependent regulator of chromatin, subfamily b, member 1
Exons: 9
Coding region: 112-1269 (385 amino acids)
Biological process (GO): chromatin remodeling; regulation of transcription by RNA polymerase II
Cellular component (GO): nucleus; nuclear chromosome
Molecular function (GO): transcription coregulator activity
Source: RefSeq, a predicted model, not a curated record
CCCCGCGCGCGCUUGCGCAGUGAGCUGCGCGGCCUGGCGAGUGUGGGCGGCGGCCGAGGCGGCGAGGGAGCGAGCGGGCGGCCUGGGUCCGUGGGGGCCGGGCCCGGCGCGAUGAUGAUGAUGGCUCUGAGCAAGACGUUCGGCCAGAAGCCGGUGAAGUUCCAGCUGGAGGAGGAUGGCGAGUUCUACAUGAUCGGGUCCGAGGUGGGGAACUACUUGCGCAUGUUCCGGGGGUCUCUGUACAAGAGAUACCCCUCCCUGUGGAGGCGUCUUGCCACCGUGGAAGAGAGGAAGAAAAUUGUGGCAUCCUCACAUGGUAAAAAAUCCAAACCUAGCGCUAAGGAUCAUGGUUACACCACCCUGGCCACCAGCGUGACCCUGUUAAAAGCCUCUGAAGUCGAGGAGAUACUUGAUGGGAAUGAUGAGAAGUACAAAGCCGUGUCCAUCAGCACAGAGCCUCCCACCUACCUCAGGGAACAGAAGGCAAAGAGGAACAACCAGUGGGUCCCUACAUUACCCAACAGCUCCCACCAUCUGGACGCCGUGCCCUGUUCCACCACCAUCAAUAGGAAUCGCAUGGGCAGAGAUAAGAAGAGGACGUUUCCCCUCUGCUUUGACGACCAUGACCCUGCGGUGAUUCACGAAAACGCAUCCCAGCCCGAGGUUCUGGUCCCCAUCAGGCUGGACAUGGAGAUCGAUGGGCAGAAACUGAGGGAUGCUUUCACGUGGAACAUGAAUGAGAAACUGAUGACCCCAGAAAUGUUCUCAGAAAUUCUGUGUGACGACUUAGAUCUGAACCCCCUGACCUUCGUGCCUGCCAUUGCUUCGGCCAUCCGGCAGCAGAUCGAGUCCUAUCCAACCGACAGCCUCCUGGAAGACCAGUCAGACCAGCGAGUCAUCAUCAAGCUGAAUAUCCACGUGGGAAACAUCUCUCUGGUGGACCAGUUUGAGUGGGACAUGUCCGAGAAGGAGAACUCACCAGAGAAGUUUGCUCUGAAACUGUGCUCGGAGCUCGGCCUUGGCGGGGAAUUCGUCACCACCAUCGCAUACAGCAUUCGGGGCCAGCUGAGCUGGCAUCAGAAGACUUAUGCUUUCAGUGAGAACCCUUUGCCCACAGUGGAGAUUGCGAUUCGCAACACGGGCGAUGCUGACCAGUGGUGCCCCCUGCUGGAGACCCUGACGGAUGCCGAAAUGGAGAAGAAGAUCAGGGACCAGGACAGAAACACCAGGCGGAUGAGACGUUUGGCCAACACCGCCCCAGCCUGGUAGCCACUGGCCCCUCUCGGUGAAGUCUUGGGAAGCGGGGCCCUCUGUCCUUUUCUCGUUGGGCCCAAGAGGCCGGGUGGGCACCCCAGGCUAGGGGAAGGGGUGGCUGCCCUUUGCCGGGUCUCCCCUUUCACUGCCUUGCCCAGUCUGAUGGUGGCCCUGGCCCUGGCCCAGGGUUGGGGGAGGUUCCGAAAGGCGCUCCGGGUCUGGGAGGGUUGGUUUUGUGUGCAGAGGUGCCCACAGCACAGCUAGGAAGAUUUUUUUAAAUAAAGAGAAUGUGGGUGUUCCCUUGA